Myotis davidii is the source of this 449-nucleotide messenger RNA. It is a transcript of the gene FABP1, whose product is annotated as fatty acid binding protein 1. The transcript has 4 exons. The coding region runs from base 90 to 449 and encodes 119 amino acids. Gene Ontology annotation, molecular function: fatty acid binding. NCBI's taxonomy places the organism in Eukaryota, Metazoa, Chordata, Mammalia, Chiroptera, Vespertilionidae. The record is from RefSeq and is a predicted model, not a curated record. Gene Ontology annotation, biological process: fatty acid transport. Gene Ontology annotation, cellular component: nucleus; cytosol.
GGGGAAAUAACCUCUUAUAAAUCAGCCCACACUGGCCAGCCCCACCAGCAGAGCUGCCGACCAACUGUGGAGGGAGUCUCAUCGCCACCAUGAAUUUCUCCGGCAAGUACCAGCUGCAGAGCCAGGAAAACUUUGAGCCCUUCAUGAAGGCAAUUGGUCUGCCUGACGACCUCAUCCAGAAGGGGAAGGACAUCAAGGGAGUGUCGGAAGUCGUGCAGAAUGGGAAGCACUUCAAGCUCACCGUCACCACCGGGUCCAAAGUGAUCCAGAACGAGUUCACCCUGGGGGAGGAGUGCGAGCUGGAGACCAUGACUGGGGAGAAGGUCAAGGCAGUGGUGCAGCUGGAAGGUGAGAAUAAACUGGUGACAUCUUUCAAAGGCAUCAAGUCCGUGACAGAACUCAAUGGAGACACAGUCAUCCACCUGUUCGUCUCUGCUGCCACCUCCUGA